ACGUCUGCUACGGCUUUCUAUUGCUUUGGUUUCGACGGUUUCGUUUGUUUCGUCGCCCGCAGUUUCAACAGGAUUUCGACGACAGCAUGAGUUUUAUGUUCCCGUAAUGUGUUACUCUGUGUCUUGUGUGUAUGACCUUCGCCGGAAUUCAUAGAAGAGGAAAGCUUUUCAGCGCAAGUCAGCUUCAUCAACCUGUGAUAGUAAAUUACGUGGACAGACUGCUACUCUGAGCAACAGUGAUACCCUUUCAGCUGUUAAUGAUGUCUUGGCGGGGAGCGGAAGAGGAAUAGGAGAAUGUGCAGCAAUGUGCAGGAGGAGGAUGUGCAGAGCCCCUUCAGCUCAGAGCUGGCAGAGACCCUGGCCUCGUGGUGCAAGGCCCACGAGUGCGGGGUUCUUCAGCCAGCGGCCCUCAGGGCCUUCUGGGCCGCCCACGUGCCUUCGCUCCUGGGACCUCCACUCCACUGUCGGCCCCUUGCCCUGGCCUACGACGAGCCCCUAGUACGCAGGGUACUCUUCGAUUCCUUGGAGAGGUUUGUGUGCGGAUGUUCCGAACCCAAGGACUACUUCGCGGAACUGCGCAAACUGGAAUCUCCGCCGGCACUCUGCGGUCGGGUCUUCAAGUCAGGGGAGCCGACGUACUCCUGUAGGGACUGCGGCCUCGACCCGACGUGCGUCCUCUGCGUGGGCUGCUUCAAGAGUAGCGCCCACAGAAAUCACAAGUACAAGAUGAGCAUGAGCUGCGGCGGAGGAUACUGCGACUGCGGAGACAUGGAGGCCUGGAAGGAGUCUCCUUUCUGUGACAAGCACGGUCAGAAGAAACAGGAGGCGGAGGCGGACCCGGUAGAACGACUUCCGUCGGACCUCGUGAGCCGCGCGGAGCUCGUGCUGAGGACGGCGCUGCUCUACUGCCACCAGCUGCUGACGUGGGGAAAGGCAACGGAACUUCCUCCGGACCUGGACCCCACGCCUCUGCUGGUGCAGCCGACGGACACCUACGUCACCAUGCUCUUCAACGACGAGACGCACACCUACGAACAGGUGAUACAGACCCUGAGCCGCGCCAUCGCGUGCAGUCAGCGGGAAGCCAUCGAGUACGCAACCACCAUCGACAGGGAGGGAAGAAGCCUCGUGCGGAGCUCCACCUUCAUGGACUGCAACCAGGUGAAGAACCACAUAGAACGCAUCACCUCUCGGCAUGGUGGCCGUCCCCUGCGGGUGCAGGUGAUGCACGCCUCCGUCGUGGCCCACCAGAUGUUUGCAAUGCGUCUCCUGACUUGGAUCCAGCAGUUCCUCACACAGUGUCAGGCCUUCCGUGUCAUCCUGAGCAACGUGAUGCUGGAACCCACGCCUGACAGCGGGUACCCGCUCCUACGGGCGGUCAUGCGUUCGGACACCCAGCUGUGGAAGACUGCCCGCGGCCAGUGGCACCAGCUGUUCAUCAGCGGCAUGCUCAUGGACGCCCACUGCAAGCGCGCCUUCGCCAAGAACUUCACCCGCGACUACCCGGACCUGCUCAAGGACUUUGUGGCUGACGACCACGAGCACCCGGUGUCCGUCACGUCCCUCUCGGUGCAGAUCUUCACGGUGCCCACUCUGGCGCACCUGCUCAUCGCGGAGGAGAACGCGUUGACGGUGCUGCUGCGCACGUUCCUCUCGGAGUGCGAAAAGCACCGGGGCGCCGACAGCGGAAAGCUCACUUUCGAGAGGCAGCUCAACGUGCCGUUCCGCAGGGCCCAGUAUGUCCUCUACGACCUGCGUUACCUGCUGUCUGUUCCGCCGGAGGUGUGGACGGACAAGCUGCGCAAGGGCUUCCUCUACGGGGUCGGCCUGCUGCUCAACCUGCUCACGUGGAUGCAGGGCAUGGAUUCUGUAGUCCGGCAGGUAGGACAGCAUGUGGAAUUCGAGGCCGAAUGGGAGACUGGCAUCAACCUCCAGCUUAAGCUUGCCCCAAUUGUGGGGCUAGUGCUGGACUGGUGCGCUUCUGACAGGGAGGUUCUCAUCAAGGCUGUGCACAAGGCCCUCAGGGCCCUGGAGAGCCCUCAGGGCGAAACGGUGGGUCGAGAACUGGCCGAUCACUCUGCGUUGUGCAUCGAGUACGACGUGAGUUCGCAGCCAGUGUCGGUGCACCUGCCCCUGUCACGGUUUGUGGUGGGGCUCUUGUUGCGUCUCGACCGUUUCACCCUGAGCUACGACUCCCACGAGCUGCAGGUGCGAGGGAAGCCCACACCCGAGCAGCUCAUGGAGAUGCCCCUACGCACCCAGGUGAUGGUGGCUCAGUUCCGCGCGGGCAUGUGGCGUCGCAACGGGUACUCGCUGCUCAACCAGAUCUACUUCUACCACAACGUGCGGCUACGUAGCGAGACGUACGACCGAGACAUCACCCUCUUGCAAGCCGCCGCCGCUCUCCUGGAGAGCAACGAAUUUCUCAUCCACGUGCUCAACAAGUACGCCCUCCUGGGGUGGGUCGGGGACGGGACCGUGGCCACCCCCGACGAAGCCCACCUGACGGCGUCGUUAGCCGAGGAGUUCCUCGGCCUCCUGCUCACGCUGGCGUCCGAGAGGAGCCAGCCCGGCGUCGGUAUGGUCACGGAGGAAGACAAGCUGCGGAAGGAGAUUGUGCAGGUCCUGUGCGUGGAACCCCUGCCUCACAGCCAGCUGCUCAAACUGCUGCCCCGGGACACUGGACCGGGCUUUGAAUCUCAGGUGGAGAGAGUUCUCUCCCACGUGGCCGAGUUCAAGAGGGAGCGUGUUACGGACACAGCACCGUCGGGCAGGUACGAGCUCAAGCACGAAUACUACGCAGAGUUCAACCCUUUCUUCUACCACUACACGAGAGAAGAUCAGUCUCGCGCUCAAGAGACCCAACUGAGGCGUCGGAAACAGUCUGGGGAGGAGCCCUGCUGCCCUCCCCCAGUGCCACCCGAGUUUGCUCGUCCCUUUGUCAUGGUGACCAACAUGCUUCAGUGUGAUGUCAUGCUCAAGAUCAUGACUACCGUACUGCAGCGCGCCGCAAGUGGGUCCCACCCAUUCUUUUCGGAAACUCAGUUGGAGAAAACUCUUCACCUGAUUGGCAUCGCCCUUCACGAAGAGCAGCGUUUGCGGGACAAGGGUGUCCCCGCGGAUGAAUCCUUCUUCGCCUUCACUUCAGCAGCCGUCCGCGUAGGGCUCUUGGACAUGCUCGAGAGGUGCUCUUCCAACUCCAAGAACCAAGGGCAGAAGCCGCUGGUGGAUCUGACGCUUCGACGUCUGAGAACGUUGCUAGAUGGGGGACAGGCGAGUUCCGAUUCCCCCAUGGAGCUGGACGAGAGCUCGAACCACCACCUGAAGCGCAACGCGGAGGCAGCCGCCGCGCGGAGGGCGCGCAUCAUGGCGCAGAUGUCGGCCAUGCAAAAGAACUUCAUCCGCGAGUACUCGGACCAGUUCAAGGAGGCCGAGGAGGCAGUCGUUCGAACUAAGCCGUGUCACACGUGCAUCCUCUGCCGCGAAGAUGAAGAGCUGUCGCUCGACGGCCAGGCGCUGGUGCUCUCGGCGUUUGUGCAGCGCUCUACGGUGCUGUCCAAGAACCGGACUCGAAAAGUGCCGUCGGAGGAAGAGGGGAGUGGCGAGGAGGAGGGGGGCGAAGUGGUGCCCGUGCCGGCUGACCUCUUCUACGGACCUCACACGAGCACCUGCGGCCAUGUGAUGCACAGUCGCUGUUGGCAGAAGUUCUUCGAGUCCGUAGUGAGCAAGGAGCGGCGGAGGCCAGUGAGGUACGGCAGGCACAUCAGCUUCAACGUGGAGAAGAACGAGUUCCUGUGUCCCCUCUGCGGAUGCCUCAGCAACACAGUCAUCCCGUUGUUGCCUCCACUCUCCGAGUGCAUACAGACCUCACGGACUGUCCAGGAAGCUCCGUCGUUUGACGACUGGCUCCUUGGCCUGGGAACGGCGGUUCGACAGACGCAGCAGCACAGUGGCUCUGCCGAUGAUAAAGCUCUCCCACGAUACAAGCCCGUGCCCCUUAAAGAAGUAUCCCGGAGCCUGAAACCGGGAGUGGGUGUGGCAUUCGAGCGACUCUUCUCUGAGGAUCAUGCAGGAGGAGGAUUCUCUACGAGCCUCGUGGAAAUGCUGAAGCUGUUUUCGCAGGCGUGUUAUACUGUUGGUCUGGAGGCGCACCCGAACUCAAAAGACGACCGCGUGGCAUCCAUGGUGUGGUGGUCGUGCGCCUACACCAUCCACGGAGCAGAGUGGCUCCUGCGGGGAAAACCUCUCCUCGGCGACCUCUCUUCCCGACGCCUGCACUGCCUCGAGGCCCUGGUGCGCUCCGCGGCAGCAGCUUCCCUGCGAGUCUUCUCCGCGGGUGCGGUGCAGAGCCACUGCGUCCGCCUCCUCUCCCACCUGCUUCGCCCCACGUCCUCGUGCUGCCUGGAGGUGGACGCCUUCGGACUUCUGGUGGGGCUGACCCUGUCGCUGCCCUCGCUCUUCCGCGAGGACGUUCUGGCUUCUCCCCUGAGCGAGGUUCACAACACCUACCUGUUUGGCUUGGUGCUCACCUUCCACUUAGUCCAGGUGACCCUGACGACAGAAACCUCGAGCACCAGCAUGGACGUGGAGGAGACGGACGAAUCGAUGGCGCCUUUGGCUGAUUUUUGUCGAGAGGUCCUAGUUUCUGCCGGUGUGCCACAGAUAGGCAGGGUGGACGGUCCAUUUGUAAGCCGUGUGCGGGAGGGCGCCAUGCCGUUUCUGCGCUGCAGCGCCAUCUUCCGCCACUUUCUCGGGGCCGCGAAAGAAACAUCCUGCGCCGACACCUGGGAAGAGAUCUGCAAGUUCCUGUCUGUGCCUGCGGAUCUCGCCUCUUUGCUGGCCUCCGCGGAAGUCAGACAGUUGGCUCUUGGGUGGGCGCGGGAACCUCGGGUGCAGCAACUGCUGGCCGGAGCAGUGCGACACCCCAUCAAGGCCAACCGGCUGGUCGACCUUCCUGCGGACUUCAGCGAACUGAUCAACGAAGCUUCCCUCUUCCGCUGCCCAAACUCCGACGGGGACGACUCGCGUUCGCCGGCACUCUGCCUCGUCUGCGGCCACCUUCUGUGCUCCCAGAGCUACUGCUGCCAGGGCGAACUGGAUGGGGAGAGGGUGGGCGCCUGCAACCAACAUGCUCAUUCUUGCGGAGCAGGGGUCGGACUCUUCCUCCGCGUGCGCGACUGCAAGGUGCUCUUGCUGGUUGGACGCACUAAAGGCUGUUACAUGCCCCCGCCGUACGUGGACGAGUACGGCGAGACGGACCCGGGCCUGACCCGGGGCAACCCCCUGAACCUGUGUCCCAGGCGCCUGGAACAGUUGGAGAAACUUUGGCUCUCCCAUGGGAUCCCGGAGCAGGUGGCUCACGCCCUCGAGCAAUCCACCAGUCUCUCUUCCACCAACUGGUCUCUCAUGUGAAUAGUGGUAAAUAAAAUAAAGUGUAUUAUUUUACUUGUU
Ornithodoros turicata is the source of this 5451-nucleotide messenger RNA. It is a transcript of the gene Ubr1, whose product is annotated as E3 ubiquitin-protein ligase UBR2-like. Gene Ontology annotation, molecular function: zinc ion binding; ubiquitin protein ligase activity. Lineage: Eukaryota; Metazoa; Arthropoda; Arachnida; Ixodida; Argasidae. Bases 295 to 5412 code for a protein of 1705 amino acids. Gene Ontology annotation, biological process: ubiquitin-dependent protein catabolic process via the N-end rule pathway. The record is from RefSeq and is a predicted model, not a curated record. The transcript has 18 exons.